This is a messenger RNA of Oncorhynchus masou masou (cherry salmon), 2188 nucleotides long. It is a transcript of the gene rassf9, whose product is annotated as Ras association domain family member 9. Gene Ontology annotation, biological process: signal transduction. The transcript is spliced from 2 exons. NCBI's taxonomy places the organism in Eukaryota, Metazoa, Chordata, Actinopteri, Salmoniformes, Salmonidae. The record is from RefSeq and is a predicted model, not a curated record. Bases 175 to 1560 code for a protein of 461 amino acids.
GCCUCUCACUGAACUGCGCUAUGACAAGCGUUCCGAUUUGGGACAGUGUUCAACUUUUUUGUGAGUGACAAACCUACACCAGUUUGAGAAAAGUCACGGACGUCCUGCAAUGCAGUGGCUGUAACCCAUUUUGGCAGCAUUUUGGAUAAUUGUGUUUCAGUUGAGCGGCUUGCUAUGGCUCCAUUCGGGAAGAACUUUCUGAAAGCGCGUUUAAAAAACAGAGCAAAGGACAAAGAUGACAAGGAAACUGUACUAGGGAAGGAGAUCCAGGUGUCUGUGUGUGAUGAGGAGAAAGUGGUAUGCGGUGUUACCAAACACACAACGUGUGCUGACAUAGUGCAGGCCUUGCUGGACGACCACAAGACCAUACCUGAGAACAAGAAAAUUCUGCAUGGCGACCCUAAAGACUUCUGCCUGCUCGAGCGCUGGAAAGGCUUUGAGAGGGCUCUGCCCCCAUUAACCCGCAUCCUCAGGCUAUGGAACGCCUGGGGAGACCAGCGACCGUUCAUCCAGUUCACCCUGGUCAAGGCCAGCGAUUUUGUACCCCAAGCAGGCUGCAAGAAGGGGGCCAAAUUGAAGGGGGCUAAGGGGGCUAAGAGAUGGGAGCAAGGCCCGGCCCAGUACUCCCAGUCACUGCCAGUGGAGAGGCAGAAACGGAUGGUGAAGAAGGCCUUCAGGAAGCUGGAGAAGAUCCAUAAGGAGAAGAGGGUAGUGGGAUCUUCUCCGGGCAGCGAGGAGAUAGACAGGAUGGUUCAGCUGCUUAUCCAACAGGACCACACCAUCCGGCAUCAGAUCCAGAGGAUGAGGGAGCUGGACUGUGAGAUGGAACGCUUCGAGACGGAGCUGCAGGGAGGACAACAGGAUACAGAGCUUCUCCAUGAGGGAUUCUCCUCACUCUCCCCGAUCUCCUUCCCCCACAGCCACAACCAGAACCUGGACAGCCAGCCAGGGGUUUCAGAGCAGGAGCUGUUGCAGGAGUGUGUGUAUACUAGUGACGGUGUGGCCCAGUUGGAGAUGCAGCUGCUCAGGCACGAGGAGCUUAUAGCCCAACUGUCCCAGGACAUCGACGUAGAGCUGACGAGGGCCAUGUUAACGUUGCCGGAGGUCCCCGACAAGGAUACUCAGUUACAGGGGGCAGCGGCAGGGGUAACUUCUGACCCAGACCUGUCCUGGGAAACGGCAGAACUGGAGAGACUGCAGGCCGAACUGAGGCUUAGUCUGCGCACCGGCGUGUCCCUUCACAUCCAAACGGCCCAGCUGGAGAAGGAGCUGAAGGGCUAUGAAUCCACACUGUUCUCCAAGGACCAGGAUUGCUGGCAGCUGGCUUCCCAGCUGAGCACACUGCAGGUGGGGGACAGCGUGCAGGAAACGCCCAGGCUCGGGACUAUGAAAUGCCCGGCCCCAUGCAUUGUUCCACAGGCAGUGAGACUGAAACACAGCCUGUCCCCUACAGAUGUUACAGACACAGACUCAGACACAGGGAUCAGCUCCACACACAGUCAGGACUCACUGUCUCCUUGUCUGGACAUGAUCCUGCCACCGCUGGACACUGAUGUCUGAGAUGUCUGCCUCUCUGGAUUCCCCUCAGAAGGCAAUACACAAUCCCGCUAUAUGCACUAUUUGCCUGGCGGACUAAUUUGAUACUGUAUUAAUCAUUGAGUUACACUGACACAUUUGCUACUUCAAAUGAUAAUAGUAUUUUCUUUCUAUUCCUACUGUUGACGUGCCCAUUGAAUUGACACUUCAUUAAGUAUUAAUAGAUUGGCCAAAACACAAAACAUAAAAUGAUUGUUUUAUAUUAAAACAUUCAGCAGACCUUUGUGGAUGUAGAAUUUUAGCGAUCUGCCUUUGUUAUAAACUGUAAACCAUUAUCUAUUCAUAUUUUCUUCAUAAGCUAUAAGAUAUAAUGUCACAGAGAUUCAUCAAAAUGACAAAAGAACAAUGAGAUGUAAGGGACAACUAUAUUUAUUUGUGUUCUUGUUUUGGAGCAUUAGACUAUUUGUUACUGUAUGUUUAUAUACAUUCCAAAAGCAUAUGAAGCCAAACUCUAGAUUUCUCAAAAUGUGUGCAGGUAGUCACUAUCAUUCAUGUAAAAUGAAAGCCAUUUAAGCUAAAAAAAAUAUAUAUAUAUAUAUAUAUAUAAAUGUACAUUCUUUACUGCAACAAUAAAGGCAUGUUUCUUAACAAC